Spodoptera litura is the source of this 1476-nucleotide messenger RNA. Its product is annotated as cytochrome P450 4C1-like. Lineage: Eukaryota; Metazoa; Arthropoda; Insecta; Lepidoptera; Noctuidae. Gene Ontology annotation, molecular function: iron ion binding; heme binding; oxidoreductase activity, acting on paired donors, with incorporation or reduction of molecular oxygen. The record is from RefSeq and is a predicted model, not a curated record.
AUGACUGUGUUGGUGCUAGCUAUGAUAUUUAGUGUAGUGUUUGCAAUAUGGUGGUACUGGUGGAGACCUUGUCCUCGAUCACCUCGCACGUAUCCUGGUGCAUUGCCCAUCAUUGGGCACAUUGUUGAGGCAAUAAAAUAUCGCAAUGACAUAUGGAGUUACAUGGAACAUGUUGCUGAUGAUAUAACAGAUGAGUGUGUUCAGUUAAAGAUGGGUCCCCAUAUCAUUUAUGUUGUAAGUGACCCAAGUGAAAUCAGUGUUAUAGCAAACACAUGUUUGAAGAAAUCAUUCUUUUACAAGUUCUUGGUUGACCUAUUAGGAAAUGGACUUCUGAUAGCAGAUGUGCCCACAUGGAAAAUACAUCGUAAGCUUCUGAAUCCUGCAUUCAACCAGAAAGUACUGAACACAUUUGUAAAUGUUAUGAAUGUAGAAGCACGAAUUUUAGUCACACAAUUGAAACCUGUAGCGGGACAGGGACCAGUUGAUGUCAAACAAUUUAUAAUUAAAUAUGUUUUAAGAUCGGUUUGCAGAACAUCUUUGGGAUUGGAAGCUGAUGAUCAACACAUGAUUGACAAGGAAUACGCGCAAGCAAUCGAAGAAACCAUAGCAAUAGUAAUAAAACGAGGUUUAAACGUGGCAUUACAUCCUCCAUUUAUUUACAACAUAACUGCAAUGAGAAAAAGAGAACAGGCAUUGAUCACGAAGAUAAAAAACAUUUUAAAUAUCAUAAUCCAAAAACGAAAAUCUGAUUUGAAAUCCACCAAUAAUAAAUAUAUGACAGACUUCAAUGAUGAGUCAGUGAAUGGUAAAUUCAAACCUAUACUAGAUCUGAUGCUGCAUUUAUCUGAUGAACAACAAGUUUUAUCUGAUGAUGAUAUUAGACAACAUAUUGAUACUUUUGUAUUUGCUUCUUACGACACAACUUCAGCAAUGUUACAGACCACAUUACUAGUGCUAGGAUCACAUCUAGAUGUACAGGAACGAGUUUAUAAAGAGAUUAAAGAAAUUUUGGGAAAGAAUGAGGAAUUGACUAAAUACGACUUACCAAAAUUGGUUUACUUAGAAGCUGUGAUAAAAGAGGUUUUGAGGCUAUAUUCUAUAGCUCCAUGGGUUUCGAGACAACUUGAUACUGAUGUUGUUUUCCCAAAAUAUACUUUAAGAGCUGGAAGUACAUGUAUUCUGGUAUUAUACAAUCUUCACCGUCACCCCUCGUGGGGACCAGAUGCGAAGCAGUUCAAACCGGAGCGAUGGCUGAAUCCCGAUACAUUACCUACUAACCCCAACGUAUACGUUCCGUUCGGAAUUGGCAAACGAAACUGCAUCGGGAAACAGUACGCUAUGAUGACCCUAAAGACGUCGGUAGCGCAUAUCGUACGAAAUUUCCAAUUAUUUGCAGACAUUAGUCAUUUGAACUGGAAAUAUGAAGUUGUAUUAAAACCAACAAAACCUCUCGUUAGUUUUACGUUAAGAUCGUAA